Pleuronectes platessa (European plaice) is the source of this 1629-nucleotide messenger RNA. It is a transcript of the gene chrna3, whose product is annotated as cholinergic receptor, nicotinic, alpha 3. The record is from RefSeq and is a predicted model, not a curated record. Gene Ontology annotation, biological process: nervous system process; monoatomic ion transmembrane transport; signal transduction. The coding region runs from base 139 to 1629 and encodes 496 amino acids. The transcript has 6 exons. NCBI's taxonomy places the organism in Eukaryota, Metazoa, Chordata, Actinopteri, Pleuronectiformes, Pleuronectidae. Gene Ontology annotation, cellular component: postsynaptic membrane; neuron projection; synapse. Gene Ontology annotation, molecular function: transmembrane signaling receptor activity; acetylcholine-gated monoatomic cation-selective channel activity.
CUUUUGUUUCUUCUGUCAGGAGGCUCGUGUUCAGAUGGCGAGCACAGGCUCUUCUCUGUGAUAUUCUCCAGAUACAACCAGUAUAUACGCCCAGUGGAAAAUGUGUCUGACCCAGUCAUUGUGCAGUUCGAGUUGUCCAUGUCACAACUGGUCAAAGUGGAUGAAAUCAAUCAGAUCAUGGAGACCAAUCUGUGGCUGAGACAUAUCUGGAAUGAUUACAAACUGAGAUGGAAUCCCAAAGAUUUCGGAGGCGUGGAGUUUAUCCGUGUGCCAUCCAGCAGGAUAUGGAAGCCAGACAUUGUGCUGUACAACAAUGCAGUUGGAGAUUUCCAGGUUGACGACAAAACAAAGGCCCUGCUCCGUUACAAUGGCGACGUCACCUGGAUCCCUCCAGCUAUUUUCAAGAGCUCCUGCAAGAUCGACGUCACAUAUUUCCCCUUCGACUACCAGAACUGCACCAUGAAAUUCGGCUCCUGGACCUACGACAAGGCCAAGAUCGAUCUGGUGCUGAUUGGCUCCACCAUCAACCUGAAGGACUUCUGGGAGAGCGGCGAGUGGACGAUCAUCGAUGCCCCUGGUUAUAAACACGACAUUAAAUACAACUGCUGCGAGGAAAUCUACACAGACAUCACCUACUCUUUGUACAUCCGCCGGCUGCCUCUUUUCUAUACCGUCAACAUGAUAAUCCCCUGCCUGCUCAUCUCCUUCCUCACCGUGCUCGUCUUUUACCUGCCGUCUGAUUGUGGUGAGAAGAUCACCCUGUGCAUCUCUGUUCUACUUUCUUUAACGGUCUUCCUGCUGGUUAUUACCGAGACCAUCCCUUCCACAUCACUGGUCAUACCCUUGAUUGGCGAGUACCUCCUCUUCACCAUGAUCUUUGUCACCCUCUCUAUUGUCAUCACUGUUUUUGUCUUGAACGUCCACUACCGCACACCACAGACCCACACCAUGCCCUGCUGGGUGCGCCGUGUGUUCCUGGGACUGCUGCCCCGGGUGAUGUUCAUGACCAGGCCAGAGAGGGACCCUGAGAAGGUGGCAGUAGUCGACAGCGUCAACACAAUGCAUGCUAGACCUUGCUCCAUUCAUUCGUCGGGCACCUUGCAGAAACAGUACAGACCUCAGGCCCUGGCCUCCAGCCUGACCAACCGCCAGCGGCUUUUCAACAACACGGAGCUCUCCAAGCUCAAUAACCUGAACGCAGACCCGGGAAAAGACGCAGGCUCUGGGUUAUUGUGCUGCGAGGGUCGCUGCAACUGCUGCUGGCACCAGAGAUCUGGCAAGUUGCCUACAGACUCUGGGGGAGGGAGUGGAGGACUAGAGUGCCUGGCAGCGCUGACAGGAGGCAAUGCUGGUUUGGUAGAGGAGAGUCAAUGCUCCAGCUCCGAGUCUCUGGACGUAGGGAUAUUGUCCCUUUUGCCGCUCUCUCCUGAGAUCAGGGAGGCCAUUGAGAGUGUCAAAUACAUAGCAGAGAACAUGAGACUGCAGAAUGAAGCAAAGGAGGUUCAGGAUGACUGGAAGUACGUUGCCAUGGUGAUCGACAGGAUCUUCCUGUGGGUUUUUGUCCUCGUGUGUAUCCUGGGAACAGCUGGACUCUUCCUCCAGCCUCUGUUACUCCUGGAGGACAUUUGA